CGGAGCCGCCGCUCCCGCCCCCCCCGCAGCCCUUUGUUCCGCCGGGGAGCCAUGGCCGGGGCCGGGGGCCCAGCGCGGCGCCUGCUCCGGCCCCGCCGGCCGCGGGGCAGCGAGGAGGCACUGGGAGAGCAUCUGGCCUGUCUACAAAAAGCCGAGGAGGAGCGGCAAAGCGCGGAGCUGCUGAAACAGACUGAAGCUGAGCGGCAGAAGGUGGUUGCGGAGUGGAAGGAGCUGCGAGGGUUUCUGGAGGAGCAGGAGCAGCGCCUGCUGUCCCAGCUGGAAGAGCUAGCCAGAGCCAUUGUCAAGAGAAGGGAUGAGGGCGUCUCCAGACCGUCCGGGGAGAUUUCCCUUCUGGGAGGGAAGGGGCAGCAGCAGCCGAGGAGCCAAUCCCCACAGGGUGCGGGAUGCACUGAGAGCAGCAGGGAGGAUGGGCCGUUUCAGAAGCCAGAGCCGGGGUUUGCGGAGCUGGAGAAGAGACUCAGCGAUUUCUCUCUGAAAAGUGCCAUCCUGCAGGAGGUGCUGCUGGGAUUCAAAGAGACUCUGCGACUGGAGCUGGAGAACAACACAGCCUGCCUCAGAAUGGUAAAGAGGUGGAUGAACUGGAAGGGUGGAAUCAGCGUCAACGGAGAGCAGUUAAAGCACCUCAGAUUCGUGGAUGAUAGCGUGUUGAUUGCCAGAAACACUAUCAAACGACAGAAAAUGCUGCAAGGGCUCGACACAGAAAGCAGCCAAGUCGGACUGAAAAUGAACCGCUCUAAAUCGAAAUGUAUGCGGUUUGAGGCCUUGCCAAAAGCCCAAAUAACAGUCAAGGGGGAACAAAUAGAAGUUGUUGAGCAAUACGUCUGUUUGGGCCAAGAAAGUAACAUGCACCACGAUCGGGAAGGUGAACUGUCACAAAGAAAGGAAGCUGGCUGGCGUGCAUUCAGUUCUAUCAAGGGUGUUCUCCAAGGAAAAAUCAACAAGGCAACACGCGCCAACUUCUUCAAGUGUACAGUAGUGCCGGCAAUGUUAUACGGCAGUGAAACAUGGGCACUUACCGAGAUAGAGGAGCAACAACUCCUCUGUCAUGGAGAGGGCGAUGGAAAGAAGAAUUCUGGGGAUUUCAAUCAGGGACCAAGUCCCCAGUGAUAUCAUCAGACAGCAGAGUGGAGUGCAGGAUGUCGUUGUUGAAAGCAGGUACAGUAAAAUGCGAUGGGCAGGGGAAUAUAGCAAGGCUCACUGAGAAUCGAUGAACUGGAGCUGUCGCUGAGUGGUACCUACGGGAACUGAAAUGACCACUCUGCCGACCUCCAAAGAGAUGGGAAGAUUUUAUCAUGCAAAGACAUGGCCGCACCUGGAGAAGGAAGGAUAAGAGAAGAAUGGAAAGCUACUAUUGUGAUCUGCGCAAUCUAAAUGAGCGCUGAAGGAUCGAUCGAUCAAGAUGACUACCAGUUGAUUCAGUUGCUUAUUCUUUGUGGUUCGGAUCUCCUGUUCUCCCCUUGGCAUGACUGGAUCCUGGUCGUCACAAUUGUUGUCCAAGUGAAUCUACCAAUACCAUUUGACGAGAUGAAUUGUGCUACGGUAUUUUGCUUCACCCAAAGUGUCUAACGUCUCAUCAUCUCUGGCCUACGGGAUGCAUCAGAGACUGCCAGACUCUUUAAUUUUCUGUAUCCAUCACUUUGUACUUCUUCAGAGAUUUGUUUUUGUACAUUACCUGGAUGCCUUGCUAGAGGCAGGCUGGGGUCCCACCGUGUCAAUCCUAUGGAAUAUUUUGUGAGUCAUCCCGAGCAUGUUUGAGAACACUUGCUUGUGGCUUUGCAGAUCAGCCAAGAUCUCUGCCUUCCGAGUGGGUGUUAGCUCUGUGCAUACCUCAGUCCUGCCAAGUGACGAGUCACCCUGGCAUUCAGGAUGCCACAGACCCUCCUUCCUCACAGCACACCAUAUUCACAAUUGCUUCUCUAUUGUGACAGGCUCUAAGCCUACUAACAUAGAAUAACACGUAGUGUGGGGCCGCAUUACUUUGGGGGUCAUUCUCAAUUCUGCUGUUUGUGGGGAAACAGAAUAAUUUGCAUUUUAGCAAUCUCCCCACCCCACCCCUGUGAGGUUGAUGGCCCUGUUUAUUGCUUAUAUGUAAAUGUACCUUCAUUGUCUCUGCCUGAUGGUUGGGCUGUUCAGAGAAGCAAGCAGUUCCUUUGUCUAGAGCAGACCUGUGUACCAACUCCCCCAACAUAUCUGGAUUAAACACAUUUUCUUCAUAACCCCAGUAUAUAUCAAUAACUCUUAAUACACACUGUGUCCAUGCAUCAUGCAAGAAUAUUAGUGAUCAGCGAGUUAUUAAUUUUCAAAGGAUACCUCACAAGGCCUGUUUUUACAGAAAUUAUUACAGAGAUGUGAAUACAGGGGUGCUUUGGGUCAGACACGUGAAACACCUCCUGGGGCUGUUCUGCCCGCAGUGUGUGAGUGUCAUUACCAGGAGGGGGUUGGCUCCGAGGAGGUGAGUUCACAACCAGAGUUCCCUCUAAGCUGCCUGGCUGCGCGGCCGCCCAAGAGUCAAGCAAGGGCCACGCACUUGAUUAGCAGAGUCCCGCACAUCCGGCACAUGAGUUCAGGUGCCCCUCCCCCUGCUGCUCUGCAGCCACUUUGCUCCGGCCCUUUGCCUUGGAGCCCCGGGCCUGCUGCUCCCGGGACCCUCCUGUUUGCGGUGCCGUAGGGGGAGGGGGUCAGGGAGUGGCACUGAUGUCAGAUUGUCCCCCUCCCCGUGCCCCCCCUCAGUGCAUGUACCCCACCUCCGCGGAGUGGGGUAGGGGACAGGGCUGAGGAGCAGGAGGAAGCUGCUGUGGUCUGAAUGAGCCUUCUGGGGAGUACCUCUCUCCUUAAAGAGACAGCGCACGGUCUCUCAUACACUUCCCCAGCAGCCAGUACACACGCACUCUGUCUCUGUCACAUACACACACUGUCUCUGUCACACACACACACACACAGAGACACACACACUUUGUGUGUGCGUGUCUCUCUCUCUCUCACACACUUUCACACUCACCUCCCAAAACAUACUUGUUGUUUUUACUUCUUGGUACUUCCUGCAAUGCACCUAUAUUCUCGUAAUUUUAUUCUUUCGAAGUGCUGUUAUUUUAAUUUUUUGACUGGUCUAUGCAUUUCAUAAUUUUAUUUCUCUCUUAUGCUUAAAUUUAAGUCUUUGAGUAGUGAGUUCUAAAAUGUCUAACCUGUCCUGGCUGGAGUAAUUAUCCCUAUGGUAACUUUUAAAAAAUAUAUAGGUUUUUUGUGACUACUGGCGGUGCACAUCUGCACUUUACCUCAAUAUUGGUGCACAUAACAAAAUUAAUUCCUUACAUGGAUGGAAAAAAUUAGAGGGAACAUUGUUCCCAACCCCUCCCUUUUCCCAGGGGUAAACCUGGGUCCCUUAUUUACCCUGGACUUCUGCCCUUUUUUCUGUGUCUUGUGCUCACUAGAUGCUCUGGCUUGCACAUAGGAGUCAGCUAGAUUGGCUGCUUCCUGAACAGAACCUAAAGUUUUAUCCUCAAUGGCUUCUCUGAUUUCAUCAGAGCAUAUUCUCGUGAAAUCUUCAUGUGCAAAAAGGUAGAAUAACUGGUCAUAAACCUCCACACCUUUCCCCAUUUCCUCAUCAAAUUACCCAUUUUAUAACCAUGUGCUCUAUGACUCACGUUAACACCUUUUUUGAGGGUUCUAAAUCACCCGGUACACUUCACGGGUACUUUGAAGCUUCUGCAAUACAGCCUUUGUAAAGUCAUCAUUCAAAGCCUGUUGAAUUGGUGUUUCAUUAAAUACAUUUAAUGCUUUAUGCGCGAGCUUUGUAACCAGCAUGGGGACUUUCUUGUUUCCUGCGACUUUAAGGAACUCAGCUUUUUCAAAAGUAGUAAGGCAUUCCUCGAUACAAUCUGACUCUUCGUAUGCAGGGCAUAGUUUGUCCAUCUGGGUGUUUCUUGUGAAGAGAAGUACCUGUGGGCUUUGAGAUCUGUCCAUGCUUAUUCACUGUGUCCAGGUUAUACACCCUCUCUCUAUCCUUUUCUUGAGCUUCUUUCUGAUCGGCUUCUUUGUCUCCUUCGUCAACUCCCAUCUCUAGUGUUCGGCUCUCUGGUCCGUUUCCCAUGUUUGGUGUUUACUUUCUUUGUCUCACUCUGUGGCUUUCCAUUUUUAGUGUCCACAUGCUCUUUUUGUAGCUUCCCCCUCUUUAUCUUUCUGAUGAUAGAAUCAUAGGGUUAGAAGGGAACAGAAAGGUUAUCUAGUCUAACCCCCUGCGAAGAUGCAGGAUUUGUUGUGUCUAAACCAUCCAAGACAGAUGGCUCUCCUGCUUUUUGAAAA
Messenger RNA from Chelonia mydas (Green sea turtle), 4320 nucleotides. Its product is annotated as zinc finger protein 3. The coding region runs from base 52 to 1128 and encodes 358 amino acids. Gene Ontology annotation, biological process: regulation of transcription by RNA polymerase II. Lineage: Eukaryota; Metazoa; Chordata; Testudines; Cheloniidae. The transcript has 7 exons. Gene Ontology annotation, molecular function: DNA-binding transcription factor activity, RNA polymerase II-specific; RNA polymerase II cis-regulatory region sequence-specific DNA binding. The record is from RefSeq and is a predicted model, not a curated record.